Messenger RNA from Lethenteron reissneri (Far Eastern brook lamprey), 2966 nucleotides. RefSeq names its product potassium voltage-gated channel subfamily A member 1-like. Lineage: Eukaryota; Metazoa; Chordata; Hyperoartia; Petromyzontiformes; Petromyzontidae. Gene Ontology annotation, biological process: action potential; potassium ion transmembrane transport; protein homooligomerization. The record is from RefSeq and is a predicted model, not a curated record. Gene Ontology annotation, molecular function: delayed rectifier potassium channel activity; protein binding. Gene Ontology annotation, cellular component: membrane; voltage-gated potassium channel complex.
CUGUCUCCCCGACAGACCUGGUCUUCACCUGAGGACGGCUGCUUGCUUUGUGGCCGAAACGUCGUGAGAAUUAUUUUAUGUUUUAUUUUUAUUAUUUUAUUAUUUCCCUUCUACGUGACUUUACCGAAAGAACCAAGAAGAUGAAUCCCUGCAGUCACGAAAACUUUAAAUGGAAACAGGUCAACCUGCUUUAGCUUUUGAGGCGUAAUGAUACUAAUAAUGAUUUGAAGCUUUCGUGACUGCAGGAAUCCAUCCGCGUGCGGUUUGUCCGCUUUAAAAGCAUCUAAUCUCAAUGUAAAUUUGUCUGGAGAACUCCCCCUAGAAUUCAAUGACUGAGGAUACAUUUUGAAAGUGGAGUACAUGCCAACGAGAUCACGAUCACGAGAAUGGAAACUGUAAACGGGUUACAUUUGACCCGAUCAUUCGGAUAAAUUGGCUCAUCUGCCCUGGCGCUGAUUACCCAUUUAUGAUGGCAAGGGCAACUCAUCAUACAACGGAGGAGCAUGUGUCAUUGUCGAGGGGGGGGUGUGUGGAGAGCAAUUGAAUCUCAUUCGUGCGUUGUCAAGCCACAUGCUAUCACAGUAUUACCCUCCGAUUGACACGGUUGGCUACGUACGGUGCGAAAGAUGUUCAGCAAACAUUGCAUACAUAUACAUUGCAUGACCAUGCAAUGUAAAAUCAACUGAAAAAAGAAAAAUUUGAAAUCGCCUGCCCUCACUAAUUUGUAAUUGCCUCCCAUUAAACAGCAACGAAUUGUAUAAAUUCGACAUCGACCGCCAUUAAAAUUCUGACAAUGACAUUACAACCCCAGCCAACACCACCGUUAAAAUCACCAGUACCUGCUAAAAUAUUUACAACCACUCUUACUUAUACGAAACAUACAAUUGCAUUUCUGCGCCGCCACUGAUUUUCUGCAUAUUUUUUUUAUUUCACGCGGCUUUGUAUCUGCUGACAUUUUUUGUUGUCGAAAUCUGCCGCGUGCCAGCCUGACCCCUGCCAGAGGUCGCAACCGGGUACCCGAUACCCGUACCCUACCCGAUACCCGGCUACCCGUACCCGACCGGGUACGGGUAGCCGGGUAUCCGUUUGCGACCCUGGUGCGGCCGGGUACGGGUAGGCCGUGAGUCACUGGUGAGUAACCGUUUGUCACUCAUUUCCCAACGUCUUCUCUCUUCUCACAAUUCAAGUUCCUAGAAUCAACCCACCCGCGCCUGCAACAUGGCUUCAUCCCAGAGGUCGCAAUCGGGUACCAGAUACCCGUACCCUACCCGUACCAGGGCGGGUACGGGUAGGGUACGGGUGCGGCCGGGUACGGGUACGGGUAAGGAAUCAAAACCCGUUUGUGACCUCUGACCCCGGCGCAGUUCUCCAACCGCCAUGUACGAGGCGGCGCUGCUUGACGGCGGCACAGAGCCGCUGACGCACGAGUCCUGCGAGAGGGUCGUCGUCAACGUGUCGGGGCUGCGAUUCGAGACGCAGCUCAAGACACUCGGCCGGUUCCCGGACACCCUCCUGGGCGACCCCGGCAAGAGGUGGCGCCACCACGACCCCCUGCGCAACGAGUACUUCUUCGACAGGAACCGGCCGAGUUUCGACGCCAUCCUCCACUACUACCAGUCCGGCGGGCGGCUGAGACGCCCGGUCGACGUCUCCCUCGAAGUGUUCGGCGAGGAGAUCGAGUUCUACGAGCUCGGCAACGAGGCCGUGGUCAAGUUCUGGGAAGACGAGGGCUUCAUCGGAGAGGAGGAGGUGGAGGAGAAGGAGCCACUGCCAUCGGACGAGUUCCAGCGGCGGGUGUGGCUGCUGUUCGAAUACCCCGAGAGCUCCAUCGCGGCCAGGGGAAUUGCCACCGUGUCUGUGCUGGUCAUCCUCAUCUCCAUCAUCAUGUUCUGCCUCGAGACUCUGCCUGAACUCAGGGACGAGAAUAAGCAGAAAUUUCUCCCGGCAAAGGACAUCAACGGCACGCAGGUCGACGGUACACAUCGCGGCUUUGUCGCUGAUCCAUUUUUUAUCGUGGAAACCAUGUGCAUCGUUUGGUUUUCCUUUGAACUGCUGGUGAGGUUUUUUGCGUGCCCCAACAAACUGGGAUUUUUCAAAAGCAUCAUGAACAUCAUUGACAUCGUGGCCAUUCUGCCCUACUUCAUCACCCUCGGCAUCGAGAUGGCCAAGCCCCAAGGGCGUGACCAGCAGGCCACGUCACUGGCGAUUUUGCGGAUGACCCGGCUGGUGCGAGUGUUCCGGAUACUCAAGCUGUCCAGGCACUCCAGGGGCUUGAAGAUCCUGGGCCAGACUUUGAAGGCGAGCGCGAGCGAGCUGGGCCUGCUCGUAUUUUUCCUCGUCAUCGGCGUCGUCCUCUUCUCCAGCGCCGUCUACUUUGCCGAGGCCGACCAACUAAACUCGGAGUUCCGAAGCAUCCCCGACACCUUCUGGUGGGCCAUCGUAACCAUGACGACGGUGGGUUACGGCGACAUGUGUCCCGUGACGGCGUGGGGCAAGGCGGUGGGCUCGCUGUGCGCCAUCGCCGGCAUGCUCACCAUCGCCCUCCCCGUGCCCGUCGUCGUCUCCAACUUCAACUACUUUUACCGCCGCGAGACGGGCGGUGAGGAGCGCGCGAGCCGCCUGCGUCUCUCAAGCCGCUCGCAGCAGCAGCAGGAGGAGCAGCAGAAGCAGCAGAAGCAGCAGCAGGAGAGAAGAAAUAGCGGAUGCCGUCCACAAGCAGCUUCACAUACGUGGAGAUGCGCGACGAUCUGAGCGGCGACGUUGACUUCGAGGUGAAGAUGCACCUCAAGCGCGACAAACACAACGGCAUCGACAGAGACGUCCGAUGCUCCGCCUUGCAAGUCGUCACGAAAUGCCUCGAGGUAUUUGUUCGCGAUGAAUGUGCACUGACAUCGCUUACCUGUCGCUACGCUUGAAUGGUCGAAUGGACAUUUGAGUCGCGUGGUCAAUAAAUGUUUUCAAGUCAA